AAGUGCAACUGCAUGAAUGGAGCGUCAUUCAGGUGAGCGGCGAGCAGUUAUUUGACUAUCAUUGCAGUAUGGAAAAUGAGCACGACGGGACACUUUCUAAGGGGUUAUUCAAAGUGUCUUUCUAAUGAGAGCGGUGUUUCUUUUCAAUGUAAUGGAUCACCGGACAGUUUUUCAGGUGUUUCUCUACUUUCUGCUCGUGACUGUGCGCUCAGAAGUGCAAAAAGAUUUUUCAGAAGAAUGCCGUGAAUUCAUGUAUAUGGGCACCCCCCCACGGGGUCUGGAGAAUCGGUCACUUAAAAAGAUCUGUCAGCGUUAUAACGGUAAGCCUCGGUAUGUCACUCUGUACGAUGUGGUGGAUCACAUCCCGGUGUAUUCUGCGUACACUUUCAAACGCUCCGACGGCUUCAAGAAGGUUGACGUUCCUUGGAUGUACGAGCCUCAGCUCUCCACAACAGCAGACUCUGGUGAGAUGCAGCCAUUCCCUCAGAAUGUCCACGGUAGUUUUUCAGACACCCAGGCCAUUUUGGAAGACUACUCGGACACUGUUGAAUUCGAGCGAGGCCAUUUGAACCCCGACGAGCACCAGGCUCACCCCGAUGACAAGGCGGCCACAUACACCCUCACCAAUGUGGUCCCGCAGGUCCGCGAGUUCAACAUUGGCCACUGGAAACGGCACGAGCACAUCAUCCGGCGUCGACUCAACAACUACUGCCGAGGUACGGCAUACAUAGUCACGGGGGUCACCACAUCUGGUAGGAUGAUCCGUAGAUACAACAUCGACCGAGUGGCCGUUCCUACCUACCUGUGGUCGGCAUACUGCUGCGUAGACUACGAUCGCAAUGCCCCGUUUGACGAACGAUCCAAAUUCCCGGCGUUCGCAUCCCAUGGCCUCAACGAGAAAGAAGGAGCGGAGGUCAUAGAGAUGUCUGUGCAGCAACUGGAAGAUUUUUUGAAGAGGAACACCUUUGUGGACAAGAGGUUUCAGAUUUUCUUUGAGAAUUGUGAGCCUAACAAUGUCAUUAUGAAAGGUCAGACUUAGGAGUCUUCAUCUCACAUGUCUAUCCUAUUGAUAUCUAAAUUCAUAGUCUUGUCUUCAACUGUUAGAAUUGUGUUCUGUUGAAUAAAUAUUCUGCCAUACACUCUUAAAGUUCCAAUUUGAAUUAGAAUAACGGUUUUACAACCUAAUAGCACAGAAAAAGACUUUUUAGGUUCCACAGAAAAACAUUCUUAGUUCUUUAGAAAAGCACUGAUGCAUCUACAGUACAAUACCAUUCAAAUAUUUGGGGUCAGUAAGAUUUUUGAAAGAAGUCUAUUAUGUGCACCAUGCAGGGCUGCAUUUAUUUCAUCAAAAAUACAGUAAAAACCGGUACGCAGUAUUAUCACUUCUAUAUUUAAAUCUGUAGCGUACCAUCACUUUUUCUUGUGUACCGCCACAUCUCAUGUUGCCGAUACUCUGACCCCAAACUUUUGGAUGGUAGUGUUUGUGCUUUAAAGAACCCAGAAACCAAUACACUGAUAUGAAGAACCCAUAAUGUAGUUUGAAGAAAUAUGGUGUUGCAAAGAACCACUGAAGAACCUUAAGUGUGUCCUCUAGAAAACCUAAGCAUCAAGCCUUGAAAAAUAUUGCCUUAGAUGCAUUUUUAGAUGCUUAUUGGAUAUAACACUUUACUUUUCGUCCUUUUUUUUUUUUUUUUCAUUUUAAGGGUAAAAUCUGUAUCCAUUUCUUUUAGCCUUGACUGGUAGAAUCAAGUUUUCAGUUUCAAAUUAACAAUAUUUAUCCACGAGAGGACAGAAAACAGUGAUAAAAUGAGAGAGAUUUAAUGACUAUAAUCAUCUGGGUCCUCGAGAGUUUUAUUAGGUCCAUUAACUUCUUUAUGAAACUGUAACAACUAAUCUUUUCUCACUUGGUAAGCAUGUUUAAGGCAAUUUAUCUGAAUACUGUAACUCUUCUAAAAUAAAAAUCGACCACUUAAUCUUC
This is a messenger RNA of Megalobrama amblycephala (Wuchang bream), 1978 nucleotides long. RefSeq lists its product as uncharacterized. The transcript is spliced from 2 exons. The coding region runs from base 125 to 1039 and encodes 304 amino acids. Lineage: Eukaryota; Metazoa; Chordata; Actinopteri; Cypriniformes; Xenocyprididae. Gene Ontology annotation, molecular function: hydrolase activity; nucleic acid binding; metal ion binding. The record is from RefSeq and is a predicted model, not a curated record.